CGGCUCAAACCGUUCAGUCCGGAUUAGUUUUUCUGGUCAGGAUUUGGCCGGAAUAAAUUCGCCUUUUUUGUACGGCCUGCAGAGAUGUCGUGGGAUUUUAUCCUACCAGUUUGUUCGGACGAUCUCGUGAAGUCUGGUGCUGUUAACCAGUAUGUGGUUCAAGAUGUGCUGUCUAUUAAACAGCUAAACUCUCAUAUCAACAGUUUUAAAGCAGCAUUGAGAAGUCAAGGGCCCCUGUGCAUCCUGGAGCAUUUUGACACAGCAUACAGUGUUUUGCAACAUUGUCGCACAGUUGAUGUGGCAGUAAAAGAAGACACGCUGGAGUUGCUGAUACAAGUGGUCAGGGGCCUGUCUGUUUCCCUGCCGACCCUUCUCCUGUCAGGCUCUCUGUCAGCCGUGGACCGCAAACAGCAGCUCAACGCCGUGAAGAUGAGUGUUUUUCUUCUUUGCAAACUCACAGAAACACUUGAGAGUGACUCGUACAGGGAGACUAUAGUCACGGCACCCAGCAAGGGUCGUAAGAAGGAUAAAGCUGCCGGAAAAGGUCUCCUGCAGUGGGACAGUGAGAGAGAGACCGUUCUUCAGUGUUUGACUCAACUGCUGCAGCUGGACAUUCGCACACUGUGGAGUCUGUCUCUAGUGGAGGAGGAGUUUGUUAGUUGUGUGACAUGCUGUUGCUAUAAACUCCUGGAAAACCCCACCAUAAACCACAUGAAGAGCAAGUCCACCAGAGAUGCCAUCAUUCAUGUGCUAGGAAUCAUGGUGAAGAAAUACAAUCACAUGUUGGGAGCAUGUGUGAAGGUGAUUCAGCUCUUGCAGCACUUUGAGCAGCUGGCAUCAGUAUGUGCUCAAGCUGUGGCUUCCUGGAGCUCGGAGUAUGGGGUCAAGGUCAUCGUCGGAGAGAUCAUGAGAGAGAUUGGUCAGAAGUCAAGUGAGGAACUAGCCAGAGAAGGUUCAGGUGUGAAGGCUUUCUCCAGCUUUUUGUCAGAACUCGGUACUCUGGUACCUGAAACCAUGAUCCCCAACAUUAGUGUUCUCCUGACACACCUGGAGGGAGAGAGUCCGAGUCUACGGGUGGCAGUGUGUGAGGUUCUCGGUGAGGUUCUUGUCCGGGUUUUGUCUGGUGAUCAGCUGGAUGAUUCUGCUCGUUCAAGCCGAGAUCGUUUCCUGGACACAUUGCAGGAGCACAUCCAUGAUGCCCACUCGCAUGUCCGAGCACGUGUGUUACAGGUGUAUGCACGUGUUGUCAACAGCAAGGCCUUGCCCCUGUGCAGGUACACAGAAGUUAUGGAGCUGACCGUUGGGCGUCUGGGUGACAAGUCUGUCCAUGUGUGUAAGAGUGCUAUCCAGCUGCUGGCUGCCUUCAUCGCUCAUAACCCAUACAGCUGCAAGUUGAGCAGUGUGGACCUGACAAAUCCGCUGGAAAAAGAGAUGGCCAAAUUAAAAGAUAUGAGAGACUCUCAAAAAGAGCAAGUUCCUGUUGCAGUCAUAACAGCAGCUGAUCUUUGGGAUGCAAUGAAGCCUGAGUUGGAGAUGACUGUGAAAGCACAACUAGAGCCUGGCAGUGAGGAAGAGGAGAAUGAAGAAGAGGAGGAGACCGGGGGAGAGGAGGAGAGAAGCGACCGAGACACUGCUUUACAAAUUGCACAGCUACUCCGGGAAAGCAAAUACAGGAAGGCAGUUGGUCUGUGCAUACGGGCUCACUCACUAUACCCAGAGUCAUUGUUCUACUCAGAUCUGGCUGACCUAAAUGCAGAAACCCUCAUCAAAACUCUUGCAACACUUUUCAAGGGCCCAGAGCAGGAGACACCUCAGGCUGUGUCGAGCGACGCUCCACCCACCCCACAGAAAGAGGGUGGAGGGAAUGAUGGUAGAGAGAGUGAACUAAAGAAGCAGGAGAUGUUGGUUCAAUAUUUGAAAGACACAGAGAGCUUCGCUCUUCAAGUGGAAAGAGCUAUCGCUGUCAUUAACAACAUGCUGUACUGGAAAACCACUACAAUUGUGCAGGAGGCAGUGCAGUUCUGUGUCACAGCGUUUGAGUUUAGUGUGGCCAACUCUGUGUGUGGGGUCAGAAAGAUGCUGCCUCUUGUCUGGUCCACUGAUGUCACAAUCAAAGAUGCCGUCAUUCAGGCCUACAGACGCCUGUACCUCAACCCCCACGGUGACAACACCAGGGCGAAGGCUCAGACUCUAGUGGAUAAUCUGUCGGAUCUGACGAUCGAUGCUUCAUUGGGGACCGUCCAGUGUCUGGAGGAGAUUGUCCAGGAGUUUUUCAGCAGUGAGAGUGCCCUGCAGACUUCAGUGGUGCAGGUUUUGUGGGAGAGGUUCUCUGGUAGACGAGAGACUAAAGCACUUCACAGAAGAGCUGCAGUGCUAUUGCUGGGCAUGGCGGCACGUGCUGAGAGGGAGGUGGUUCUCAGUAAUUUGGACACACUCUGCUCUGUCGCUCUGGGUGAGAAGGUUGCAGAAGAUUAUCUGCUGGCUCGGGACACACUCAUCACCAUUGCUAACAUUACAGACCAUGUGAGGCAAUCCAAGGGUGUUCCCUUUAGGCUUCCUAUGGACCACCAUCUCUUCAGCAGUUUGUCCCAAGCCAUUGCUGAUGGAGUAGUCCAGUCCGAUCCCCACUGGCAGACCUUCAUGGAACAGGCUGUCCGUCUCAUCUACUUUUUGGCAGAGUCCCCUGACCAGCUGUGUUCCCGCCUCCUCCAGCGGUCUGCUCAUCUCCUAUUGGAACAAAUCACAGAGGGUGGAGAGCCCAACCAAUCACAACUGCAGGAAGGCGGGUCUCAGGGCUCUGAGGAGCAAGUGAAUUGCGUGAGCUUGGCCCAGGUGCUUUCACUGUGUGGAGCUGUGGCCUUCUGGCAGGUGUCUCACCUUGAGAGAAGUGUAAGUGCUGAGCUGCGGAGGAGAAGAGGAGAAAAGGAAGAGGAGGAGGAGAAGGAGAAGGCACCUGCCAACAAAAAGGAGGCUAAUGACAGUUGUGUGGAGGAGGAGCUCGGGCUAGUGGGCGCCUCAGCUGAGGACACUGAGGCGGAGAUUAUCCGCAAGAUCUGUGAGACUGAGUUAUUAUCUGAAGGGAACAUGUUGAGUGCCUUUUUGCCUUUGCUGGUGAAAGUUUGCAGCUCUCCUGGGAAAUAUUCCCACCCUCAGCUCACCACUGCUGCCUGCCUGGCUCUGUCUCAGUACAUGAUGAUCAGUCCUGCUGUUUGUAAAGACAAUAUCCGGCUGCUGUUCACUGUGCUGGAAAAAUCUCCACUUCCUGUUGUCAGAGCCAACACAAUUGUUGCUCUUGGUGACCUAACCGUCCGCUUUCCCAACAUCCUGGAACCCUGGACGCCCAAUCUUUACGCCAGUUCAAUAAACAAGUACUGCCUGGACAACGCCAUUUACAACCUGCUGCCAGACAUCAUCAGCCGAUUAUCUGAUCCUGAACGUGGAAUGAAGGAGGAGGACUUCAACACCAUUAUGAAACAACUCUUCUCCUACAUCACUAAAGAGAGACAGACCGAGAGUUUAGUGGAGAAGCUCUGCCAGCGAUUCAGAACCGCAAAGACUGAGCGUCAGUGGGCAGAUCUGGCCGUCUCUCUGUCCUUGUUGUCGGUGUGCGAGCGAGGUUUCAAAAAGCUGCAGGAGUGCUGGGACUGUUACAGUGAUAAACUCGCUGAGCCUGGAGUCUAUCAGCCCCUCCUGUCCAUUGCAGCCAAACUCCGUCGACGAGCCAAACCACAGUUUAAGGCGCAGGUUGAAGACUACGAGAAGCGCUUGACGGCUGUUCACACUAAAGGGCUGGAGAAUGUGGAGAACGAGGAGAGAGAACAGCAGACUGGAGACGCACAAAGUCAAAACCUAAAAACGCCACAGCCACAGAAGAGCGUGCGCAAAAGCACACGAGGACGUAGUAAACCGAAGUUACAUGACAGCGACCUUGUAACCCCAAGAAAAUCUCGCUCUCGUCCCAAACCUGCCAUCACCUUUACCAGUGAUGAAGAAGAGGAAGAAGAUGCUGUCAUGGCUGAGAGUGAGACGCCUAAAGUGACGACACCCAUUGCCCGCACGCGACGCACUCGUCUCAGACACUGAGCACUCUUUUUUUUCCAGUAUAUCCUUUUUUUUUUACUUUUUUUUUUUUAAUACCUCUAAUAGUAAUUUGGUUUUAGAAAGAUGAUGUCUGUGACUGUCAUUUAUAAAUGUUUUAGUUGCCAUCAAUAUGGUAUGUG
Messenger RNA from Sinocyclocheilus grahami, 4220 nucleotides. Its product is annotated as condensin complex subunit 1-like. The record is from RefSeq and is a predicted model, not a curated record. Lineage: Eukaryota; Metazoa; Chordata; Actinopteri; Cypriniformes; Cyprinidae. Gene Ontology annotation, cellular component: condensed chromosome, centromeric region; condensin complex; nucleus. The transcript is spliced from 32 exons. Gene Ontology annotation, biological process: mitotic chromosome condensation; mitotic cell cycle; meiotic chromosome condensation. Gene Ontology annotation, molecular function: histone binding. The coding region runs from base 85 to 4083 and encodes 1332 amino acids.